UAAGUACGACACAACAUUUCAAAAAAAAAUAUCUAGUGCCAAUUUAUAAUUUUAUAUGGAUGCCGGUCCCACAUAUAUCUUUACCAGAUUUAUUUAGGCAGAACGUUGGUCCAAUAAUCAGCAGCAAAUUUUAUUGCCUUCAUCCGGCCGUUUCUCAGUUGCAUCUUCUUCACUUCAAAGGUAUACGCUCUUAUAGUUGCUACCAGAAAAGCUAGCUAAUAGGUGCAUAAAUUAAAGAAAAAAUAAUGUCCAAGAUUGGAAGCUCUCUAUUGGUGCCUUCUGUUCAGGAGCUAGCAAAGCAAUCCAUCACCCAAGUUCCUGAUCGCUAUCUUGUUCCAAAACAAGACACUCUUAUAAUACCUAAGACAUCUUCUUUUCUACAAUUCCCUAUCAUCGACUUAAACAAGCUGCUAUCUGAAGAUGCAUUUGAGCUUCACAAGUUGGACCAUGCAUGCAAAGAAUGGGGAUUUUUCCAGUUGAUUAAUCAUGGAGUCGACCCUUCGUUGAUUGAAAGUGUGAAGUUAGGCUUUCAAGACUUCUUCAAUCUUCCAAUAGAAGAGAAAAAGAAAUUAUGGCAAAAACCUGGCGACAUAGAAGGGUUUGGUCAAUUGUUUGUGGUGUCUGAGAAACAAAAAUUAGAAUGGGCAGAUGUUUUCAUCAUUAACACACUUCCAUCGUAUGCAAAAAUACGGAUUCAAUUUCUUUCUCAAGAUAAUUGAAUCAUUGCAAUGAAU
Molecule: messenger RNA, 734 nt
Organism: Arachis ipaensis
Lineage: Eukaryota; Viridiplantae; Streptophyta; Magnoliopsida; Fabales; Fabaceae
Source: RefSeq, a predicted model, not a curated record